Fomitopsis serialis is the source of this 411-nucleotide messenger RNA. RefSeq lists its product as uncharacterized. The record is from RefSeq and is a predicted model, not a curated record. The annotation marks the transcript as partial. The transcript is spliced from 4 exons. Lineage: Eukaryota; Fungi; Basidiomycota; Agaricomycetes; Polyporales; Fomitopsidaceae.
CUGCGCUCGUCCAAUCAUCUCAGUCAUACCCCAGACCAGUCCCUGCAGCUAUCCCAUGGCCAGCCCUCCCUGGGCAGCCUUGAGUCCGCUUAAUUGGCUUCGACGACAAGCAGACCUCCCAAACUACGACAUCAUAGCAUGGCACCCCGGAUCCCUUCUAAUCGUUCACGACCAAUGGAUCGUUUGUCAUGGACGGCUAAUCAUGCAUGGCUUAUUUGAGGUCAAGUGUAGUGAUUGAACAGGACCUGAUGCAACAAUGGGCGAAUAUCGUGCCUCCUGAAUUCUGGAACGUCGAAACGAAGAGGCCAUUAUUUGGCAUCGAUUAAGGUUUGACCGGUCCUACGGAAUCUGAGUCUUUCGUAUGUACUUAUCAGGCGUCAAAUGUGAUAGCGGCAGUGCCCAACAAAACUU